GACUUGCAUGUUCGCGCGCCGUACGACUGCGUUUUCGGUAACAUAUCCUUCAAUUUCACCUCUGACAGGGUGCGACGUUCGUCGCUCUCUCUCUCUUUGGUCUUUAUUUUUCAUCAUCGUCACCAAUUUGCACGAGUCUGCUGAUCGCCGGAAACCACCUCUCCACUGACCACCGCCCGCACAUAUCUCCACUGGAGGUUAGUGUUCAUAACCCAGUUUUUGCCAGACCAUUAUCUCUCUGCACUCCACCAAACGGCUCUGAGGUAAGCGAUUCACACAUCGCAGGCUCGGCGUCUCCUCACUGCUUUUGACUCUUCUGGUUAUGUGAAGAUAUUUUGUUCCUUCCUAAAUGUCACCAUACGCGGAGAAAUGUUUAAGAUGGUAGUGUCUUAGGCAAAACAGCUAGAGCUAGGGUUUAGAGACGGGACUCAAAAUGUUAAACAAGAUCAUAAAGAGGGGGAAUCGGAAGGCUCAAAAAUCCAUCGGAGGGGAUUUCAAGUACGGACCUCAGCAGGUUACCGCGUCCAAUGUGGUGGUGAACCAUGCUUCCAGAGGCGGCUUGCAGGUAGAUUCAACACAGUCGCACCUGUUCACCAUGAUGCCGCCAGUUCUGGUCCCAGGAACUAUUGACAACCUUCCUGUAUUCCGAGAUGUGCCAGUGUCGGAGCGCCAGAACAUGUUUCUGAAGAAGCUUCAGAUCUGCUGCUUCCAGUUUGAUUUCACAGAUGCAAUGAAGAUGGUAAGAGAGAAGGAGAUCAAGAGGCAGUCCCUUGUGGAGCUUGUAGAUUUCAUUCAAUCUGGAUCUGGAAAAAUCACUGAGAGCAAUCAGGAAGAAAUGAUAAGGAUGAUAUCCAUCAACAUAUUCCGGUGCUUGCCUCCAAACUCACACGAGAAUACAGGAUCGGACAAUACUGACCCUGAAGAGGAGGAGCCCUUUCUAGAGCCCUCAUGGCCGCAUUUGCAGCUCGUCUAUGAACUUCUUCUGCGCUACAUUGUCUCAUCCGACACAGAUACGAAGAUAGCUAAACGGUUUAUUGAUCACUCAUUUGUGUUGAAGUUAUUGGAUUUGUUUGGUUCUGAGGACCCAAGGGAAAGAGAGUAUUUGAAAACAAUUCUUCACCGAAUAUACGGAAAGUUCAUGGUGCACCGGCCAUUUAUAAGGAAGGCCAUUGGCAACGUCUUUUAUGGAUUUAUAUAUGAAACAGAGAGACACAGCGGGAUAGGUGAGCUUUUGGAGAUUCUGGGAAGUAUAAUAAAUGGGUUUGCAUUGCCAAUGAAAGAGGAACAUAAGUUGUUUCUCGUCCGUGUACUCAUCCCACUCCACAAGCCAAAAUCAAUAACAUUGUAUCAUCAGCAGCUGUCUUACUGCAUUUUUCAGUUUGUGGAGAAGGACUACAAGUUGGCUGAUACGGUUAUUAGAGGUCUUCUGAAAUACUGGCCUGUUACUAAUUGCCAAAAAGAAGUUCUCUUCCUUGGGGAGCUUGAAGAAGUUUUGGAAGCCACACAGCCAUCUGAGUUUCAGCGUUGCAUUGCUCCUCUAUUUAGACAGAUAGCUCGUUGCCUGAACAGCCCCCACUUUCAGGUUGCAGAACGAGCUCUGUUUUUAUGGAACAACGAACACAUUGUAAGCUUGAUUGCCCAGAGCAGAAAUGCCAUUUUACCCAUUAUUUUCGAGGCUCUUGAAAAGAACAUACAGUUUCAUUGGAAUCAAGCGGUCAAUGGACUGACUGUGAAUGUAAGGAAGAUGUUCAUGGAGAUGGAUGCUGAUUUGUUUGAGGAGUGCCAAACACGGUACGCAGAGAGAGUGGGCCAGGCCACGGAAAUGGCAGAACAGAGACAAUACAAAUGGCAGAGAUUAGCAGCUGCUGCAGGGGAAGAGGGGUGAGAGAUGUAAGUUUAUCGUUGGAACAUCAUCAUCAUUAUCGUUGUACUCACAACUGCUCUCAGUAUGUAUGCAUGUAUUUAUAUUUAUCAUAACUGUGAUAACAUGUACUCGGUAUCAAUUUAAGAACGUGGCUUGUGAAAGUUAUCUGAGUGCAUUUUGUCAUAUACACUUUUCUUGAGAGAAGUUGUUUCUGAUACUGAGGAAAGCCUAGCUACUGCCUACUACUUAUAGAUUAUAAAUCCGGUUUCAAGCACUUCUCUUGUGAUUUUCUUUUCUUUUCUGACCUGUAAGGAUUGUUUUCAAUCCUCUUGUGUUUUGUACUCUAAGAACUCCAGUUUAGUCUUCACUCUUGUGGGGAAAUGCUUUUUUGUACAGUUUUGGGAUUCCGUUCCACUUUAUCAUUUUCAGAGAUAUUCUCAAACAACUUUUUUCAUUAAUAAGACUCCAAACAGCAGCACGAUUUAAUCAUAUGUACUGCAUCCGUCCUAUAAGGUAAGCUACAUAUGAAUUUUAACCUCCAAACGUAAGAAAGAGAAAAAUGAAUUCACAAAAAGUAAAAUAUGAAACGAUAGAUAAAGAGAUAAAGUGAAAAAAAAUGUAAGAAAUAGAAAAAUGAAUCCACAAAAGUAAAAUAUGAAAUGAUAGAUAAAGAGAUAAAGUGAAAAAGUAAAACGUUAGUAGAAUUCAAUUUAAGAAAGUGUUCAUAUUUUUGGAACACUUUAAAAAGGAAAAUGUAUCUUACAAAAUGGACAGAUGGUUAAAUAUAAAUUAAGUGUGUUUUUACUUGGAUUGAAAUUUUCUGGUCUGAUAUAGCUUGGUCUGAACUGGUCUGGUUUGGUAGAUGUUUGGUCUCUAUCUAUUUUACAACUAUUGAAGUCUGGUUUGGUUUGAGACUGAAAUAAGUCCGAGAAAAAAUAUUCUAAUUGUUAAGUGAUAAACUCUAAAC
Molecule: messenger RNA, 2831 nt
Organism: Cuscuta epithymum
Lineage: Eukaryota; Viridiplantae; Streptophyta; Magnoliopsida; Solanales; Convolvulaceae
Source: the annotation of a GenBank genome assembly